ACAGCUUAAUAUAUUUAAUUUGAAAAAUGUUCUCCUAAGGUUAAUGUUAAUUAGUUUCCCAACAUCUUUAAAAACUUAUUACGUGUCAUUUGAAUGUGAUGAAAUUGAUUACUACAAUUUUUUUUGUAAAUUUUUAAGAAUGUUUUCAUAUAAAUCAUAUUAUUUUAUCUUAAAUACUUUUUUUAUUAGCAUUAUACUCUCACUUAACAAACAUGCUUAUUCUUAUGAAAUUCAAGAACAAAGUAGAUGUGCCUAUUGAAGUUAUUUCAAAUUCAUAUCAUGUAAAAAAGGAUCAUCCAUGGUCUGGAAGAUAUUUACCAGAACGCCCAAGUAUAAACCUCUAUCCAGAUAAACCUCAAAAUUUUGAAAACGAAGAAUUUUCUUAUACUUUACAUAAAAAUACAAUGAAAAUGCCAACAAUGGGCUACAUGGAUAUAAAUUCUACAUGUGAUGAUGGAAAAACAAAUUUAACGAUGGAUUGGGAUGGAUCAAUGUACAACUAUACUUGCUUAUUAAGUGAUUAUUUACCAGUAUUAUCAGAAAUUGAGCCAUUAUUAGAAAAAGAUCUUGUACCCAAAUAUUAUGUGGCUAAUCACGUUUGUAUGAAGGAAAACAUAUCUUACAACCAUGAUAUACCUUCUUUUGGCUCACAUCGCCCAGCAUGGGCAAGAUAUGGAGAGUAUACAUUUUUGCCAAAACAAAGGUGGCUUCAUAAUUUAGAACAUGGUUCUGUGGUUAUGUUAUAUCAUCCUUGUACCCAUCCUGUAUUAGUACAACGUAUGAGAACAAUUUUAAAAUCAUGUAUGUUUAGACAUAUAAUUACUCCAUAUAAUUUAGUACCUGAAAAACGACCAAUUGUCUUGGUGACAUGGGGCAACAGAUUAUACAUGAAUGAUGUGGAUACAAAACUAUCUAUUGAGUUUAUAAAAAAAUAUGCUAAUCAUGCUAAAGAAACAACAGCAAGAGAUGGACAGUAUGAUCAUUUAUUAAUAGAAAAAGCAGACGUUAUUUCUCCUGAUGACAUAACUAUUUGCCCAACUCCACACAAACGAAAAAAUAGAAUAUAAUGUUUUUUCCUGUAACGAGUUGUUAAAAAUGACAUGCUACUUUUCUAAAAUACUAAUGCUUUAAUAUUAAUUAAAUAAACUGACUUAAAUUAAAUUUAUGUAUUUAAUAAAAAAAUGUUUUUAACUUGUAUUAUAAUUAAUGUGAUUUAGUUACUAUUAUUACUGUUGUUACUUUUAUUUUUUUAUUCUAACGACUGUUCAAUUUUUUAUGUCAGUUACAUAUCUUUUCUUUUUUAAAAAUUAUACUGAAUUAUUUUAUUAA
This is a messenger RNA of Daktulosphaira vitifoliae (grape phylloxera), 1329 nucleotides long. RefSeq lists its product as uncharacterized. The coding region runs from base 213 to 1067 and encodes 284 amino acids. The record is from RefSeq and is a predicted model, not a curated record. Gene Ontology annotation, cellular component: cytoplasm. Lineage: Eukaryota; Metazoa; Arthropoda; Insecta; Hemiptera; Phylloxeridae. The transcript is spliced from 8 exons.